Molecule: messenger RNA, 2997 nt
Organism: Sphaerodactylus townsendi
Lineage: Eukaryota; Metazoa; Chordata; Lepidosauria; Squamata; Sphaerodactylidae
Gene: PHLDB1
Product: pleckstrin homology like domain family B member 1
Exons: 15
Coding region: 283-2532 (749 amino acids)
Biological process (GO): regulation of microtubule cytoskeleton organization
Cellular component (GO): basal cortex
Source: RefSeq, a predicted model, not a curated record
AGGAGUCUUCUUUCUCCCACCCCCAGGAACUGUCCCUAUUUCCCAGCGAGCGAGCGCACCCCCAUCCGCCCACCGCCCCCACCCUCGACGGUGCCAGGGCCGGCCGGGUCAGUUUUGCCGCCUCCGCCGCCGCCGCCCCCUUCCCGGCUGAGUCGGGCCUCCCUUCGGAGCCGCCCUUGGAGGGGCGGGCGGGCGGGCGGGGGUCUCCGGGGCCAAGAGGGCCAAAGCGGCUUCUCCCCGCCGGCUCCGCAGCCCCCGACGCUCCUCGGGGCCCCGGACGGAAUGCCGCCUUGCCGUGGGCCGGCCCUGCCCGCGCGGCCCUCCGGCGCCUCCCUCCCUCCGCCCGCCCGCCCGCCCGCCCGGACCAGGGGGAGGGGCGCCACUGGCCCCGCUUCCCUCGACCACUCCCGCCGGCUCCGGAGGCCCGCCCGCGCUCUCCGGCUGACACGUGUCCUUGAGCCCCCACGUUGGCAAGUGGCUCCUGCGGGGGGGCGGGGGGGAGCCUGGGAGCGUCAGCGGCUGGAGACCAUCCUGAGCCUGUGCGCAGAAUACACCCGCAGCGAUGGGCCGUUGGGUGGGGAGCCACUGGCCUUCCCUGGUGCUGCUGGCAGGGGCAGGAGGCCCUCCAAGGGCUCUGUGGGCCACGGCUGUGCUGCAGAGCAGCCCCGGGAGCCCUUGCGCUCUGACGAGGACCCCUUGAAGGAGGAGAGCAGCAGUACAGAGAGCACUGGCCAGGAGCACGAGGAGCCGCUGAGCCCCGCCGCCGGGCAGGAGGCCGUGCUUCUGGAGGAGGCGCGCCCCCGGCUUCUCGCCAGCAUGGACCAGCUGAAGAGUCGGGCCCAGGACCUGGAGCAGCAGCUGCAAGAGACGGCUCGAGAGGCGGAGAUGGAACGGGCCCUCCUGCAAGGGGAGUGUGAGGCGGAGCGGAUCCAGCUGCAGCAGGAGCAGAAGAUGGUGCAGCAGCUGCAGGAACGGCUCUCCACUCUGGACAGCUCCAUCCUUCGGGACCGAGACAAGGAGGCCGAGGCCCUGGAAGCGGAGGCCAGGGGGUUUGAGGACCUGGAGUUCCAGCAGCUGGAGAAGGAGAGCCGCCUGGAGGAGGAGCGGGAGGUCCUGGCCCAGCAGCUGCUCCACAGCCAGGCAGAGAGCUGCCGCAGCAUGGCCCGGAAGAAGGAGCGCAUGGCAGCACUGGAGAGCCAGGCCCACCAGAUCCGGCUGCAGGCUGCUCAGGAGGCCGAGCGGCUCAGCAAGGAGAAGGCUGCCACGCUGCAGCUGCUGCAGAAGGAGAAGGACACCCUCCUUGCGCUGGAGAGACGGUACCGGGAAAUCACUGGUGGCUCUGCGUUCCCCAAGGCCUCCACGCCCCUUCGAGAGGUCUAUCGCUCCAAGUUGGGCAGCAACUCAAGUGGCUCAGCAUGGCCAAAAAGUGGGCCCUCGUCCCCUCAGGGUUGUCCUUUGCUGCCCCAGGAGGGCCCGGUCACCCUGCCCCGGAACCUGGCCAGCACCCUUCAGGAUAUUGAAAGCAAGCGCCAACUGGCUCUGCAACAAAAGGGGCAGCAGGUGAUCGCAGAGCAGCGGAGGCGCCUGGCAGACCUGAAGCAGAAGGCAGCGGCCGAGGCCCAGUGCCAGUGGGAAGCUCUGCAUGGGCCGCCCCACUUCCCCCUUUCGUACUCCCCCCUCAUGCCCCACUCCAUCCUCCAUCAUCACCAUCCCCCCGGGGGCCUGGGCUUGUAUGGGGAGGACCCAGAGGCCGCCUACGACACCCUCAGCUUGGAGAGCUCGGACAGCCUGGACACCAACCUCUCCACCAGCGGUGCCUCAGCCUGCUCCCCUGACAACAUCUCCAGUGCCAGCGGAGCCGAAGUGGGGAAGAUGGAGGAGAUGGCAGCCAUGCUGAAGGAGGCCAACGCAGAGAAGACCCGCCUGAUGGAAUCACGAGAGUGGGAGGCGGAGUUCCAGCACCCGGCGCUGGAGGAAGAGCGGCAGCGGCGGGUACAGCUGGAGCAACAACUGCAGGAUGAGGCCCUGCGACGGCAGAGGCUCAUUGAGAAAGAGGUCAAGAUGCGGGAGAAGCAGUUUGCCCAGGCCCGGCCUCUGACCCGCUACUUGCCCAUCCGCAAAGAGGACUUUGACCUGCGUGCUCACGUAGAGUCCUCGGGCCACAGCGUGGACACCUGCGGCCACGUCAUCCUCUCUGAGAAGAUGUGCAAAGGCUACCUGGUCAAGAUGGGGGGCAAGAUCAAAUCCUGGAGAAAGCGCUGGUUUGUGUUUGAUCGCCUGCGGCGCACGCUCGCCUACUACGCGGACAAGCACGAGACGAAGCUCAAAGGCCUGAUCUAUUUCCAAGCGAUUGAGGAAGUCUACUAUGAUCACCUCCGCAGUGCGGCUAAGAGCCCCAACCCAGCCCUCACCUUCUGCGUCAAGACCCACGAUCGCCUCUACUACGUGGUGGCCCCUUCAGCGGAGGCCAUGCGCAUCUGGAUGGACGUGAUUGUGACCGGAGCCGAGGGGUACACCCAGUUCCUCAGCUGAGGAGGCGACACCAGCCCCAGAGAGCAGCCAGCGGGGCUCCACUUCCGGCCAGCGGGGCUCCACUCCUUCUCCAGGGAGGGAGGAGUCAGAGGGCCUCACCACGCCAAAGACCUCCUGGGGCGGAGAGAGCCCGUGCCCCUCUUUGCUGCAGCAGGGGAGGCAGCCGCCCUCAGGACUGGGCUCCCCCUGCUUUCCUCACCCCCCGCCCCCCUGGUGCUGACUGCAGGGCCCUUUGCGCCCCCGUCCACGGUGCUUGCCAGGGCUCAGCUGAGGCCCUGCUUUCCACCACGUGCCUUGGGAGAGGGAGGGGCCAGAGGGACUUUGCUCCUCCCUCCCAUCAGGGGUUCCCCUGCAGGGCUUGGCAGGCCCUUCUUAUGCAAGUGCUGGUUGGGUUUUCUAAUGUCUCCAUGUUGCCCCGGGCUCUUCGGCGGUGGGGAGGGGAAUAAAGCUUUGUCAGUUCCAUGA